Molecule: messenger RNA, 3726 nt
Organism: Ochotona curzoniae (black-lipped pika)
Lineage: Eukaryota; Metazoa; Chordata; Mammalia; Lagomorpha; Ochotonidae
Gene: LRATD1
Product: LRAT domain containing 1
Exons: 2
Coding region: 266-1144 (292 amino acids)
Source: RefSeq, a predicted model, not a curated record
AGAGUGGAGCCAGGACUUGCCGAGUGUGGAGCAGGCGCCAGAGCCAUCACAGACCCCAGGCACACCAGCAGCGCACCUCGCACCACACCGCCCUGCUCGUCGUGGGACAGAGCGGAGCUGCAGCCCCACUCAUCGCCCGGGACCUCCUCGCCACCACCACCUUCGCAGCACCCAUGGGGACCAGGAGACUUUAAAGGAGUUUGGGGUUCCGGGAGCAGGGAAACCACCGAUCCCAGCUCCUGCCUUUCGCCUCGCCUCGUCAUUGAUGGGCAACCAACUGGACCGCUUCACCCACCUCAACUACAGUGAGUUGCCUACGGGGGACCCGUCUGGAAUCGAAAAGGACGAGCUGCGGGUUGGGGUCGCUUACUUCUUCUCGGAUGAGGAGGAGGACCUGGACGAACGAGGGCAGCCAGACAAGUUCGGUGUGAAGGCACCCCCAGGCUGCCCACCCUGCCCGGACAGUCCCAGCCACCACCACCACCACCUGCUGCACCAGCUUCUCCUCAACGAGACUCAAUUCUCUGCCUUUCGAGGCCAGGAAUGCAUCUUUUCCAAAGUGAGCAGCGGCCCUCAGGGCGCCGACCUGAGCGUCUACGCAGUCACCGCGCUGCCAGCGCUUUGCGAGCCUGGCGACUUGCUGGAGCUGCUGUGGCUGCAGCCGGAGCAGGAGCCGCCCGCGCCCGCCCCGCACUGGGCCGUCUACGUGGGCGGCGGGCAGAUCAUCCACCUGCACCAAGGCGAGAUCCGCCAGGACAGCCUGUACGAGGCGGGCGCGGCCAACGUGGGCCGGGUGGUGAAUAGCUGGUACCGCUACCGCCCGCUGGUGGCCGAGCUGGUGGUGCAGAACGCCUGCGGCCACCUGGGCCUCAAGAGCGAGGAAAUCUGCUGGACUAACUCGGAGAGCUUCGCGGCCUGGUGCCGCUUCGGCAAGCGAGAGUUCAAGGCCGGUGGGGAGGUGCAGGCUGGCACGCAGCCCCCGCAGCAGCAGUACUAUCUCAAGGUGCACCUGGGCGAGAACAAGGUGCACACCGCCAGGUUCCACAGCCUGGAAGACCUCAUCCGCGAGAAGCGCCGCAUCGAUGCCAGCGGCCGCCUGCGCGUACUCCAGGAGCUGGCCGACUUCGGGGAUGACAAGGAGUAGCCGCCAAGGGGCCAUCUGCCCCGCAGUCUCCCCGCACCUGCGCUCCCUUCCCACACCCACCCGGGCUUCGUGGCUGGCGACUCUAGAACUCCCGACCCCUCCCGCGGAGUCUCGGCCGGCUGCACCCCUGCACCCCUUGGCCAGCGGCAGGAGAGGGGGCGCGAGCGCGCCUAGCCCAGAGUUGCGGUAGUGAGGACACGGUGGGUGGACCCAGCGCGCCCCUUUGCCUGGAGUUGUACAGGGGGCAGAAGGACACGGGCUAAGGGGAGCAGGGUCAUAAGACACUGGCUGGUCAGCGACUUGAACAGGGAAAGCACCCUUGACUGAAAAAAAAGGGGGCUAUCGCCGCACCCUACCCCUUCACACAAAAACCGAAGCUAGGCGAGAUGCGUCCCCAGGUGGCAGGAUUUCCAAGAAAUCGAGCCAGUCCCUUUUGCACUUGUGAGUAAUUCCACAAGAAAGCACUUCGGGAAUCUACUCAUCCUGAGGCUGCCCGCGACUUCUCCAGCUGUCCAGCCCCAGGUCUCCUGCCUGCCCCGUGUUCUCCGCCCCCGGGCUGCUUCCUGGCUCUCCGGACCGAGGGAAGCAAGCGCCACCCCCGACCUGCAUUCCCCGCGAGUCUGGGAAGCCUCAUCUGUCCCAGGAGGAAAAUGGCGCAGCUAAUUUGGUGAGAAUAGCCAGCCCCGCCUAAUAAAGGGAGACCCCCUGAGCACCUGGCGUGCGGGAAGCUGGGCAAGUGCAGCUGAGCGCUAGUCAAUUUGACCCCUCCUCCGCCCCCUCCUUGAGCUACUGAAUUGCAAAAGUCUUAGUAUUUUUAAAAGGGUUGGAGGAAAGCAAGGGAGAGAACAUGCGACAUUCCGGAAACCAGCAUUCUUACAGCACCAUAGCCAGUAUAUUUAGUUUGGGUCCUAACAUAGAAACCCUAGAACGCGGGAAGUGGAAAUUAAGUUUUAAAAAUGAGAGAGCAAUUUUCCAACUAUGUCAACAAAGCUUAUCGUGUUGAUGUUUUUAUUGACCAUUUAGCAACAUGCUAAUAAAAUUUCAAAUUGAAAUUUUUAUUUUCAUGGCUUUACUCCAUGAUAGUUUAAAUACUGGGGGCCAUUAAGGGUGGAUUUAGCUAAGAGCUUUAGCUAACAUUGCCUUGUCACUCAAUUUUUCACAGAUCCUAUGAGAGUUUUGUUUUUGGAAUAUCGUAAUUUUUGUUUUUCUUGGCUUUAAACAGCAGCCCUAGUGAUGGUGGAGUUGUUGAUGUGUGUGACAUACUGAAUUCCUGUCCGUUGGAAGCUCUCCUGCUUUGCUGGAGAUUGCUAGCAGGUUCCAUGCUGUCUCUUUGCUCCUUGUUGUAGAACAUGCCCAUUUCUGGUUUGCAUUGCCAUCUCCCUUCCUCUCCUUCUGAUGGCCUUGCCAACAACUGUCACAGCUGGUGAUUCCCUGCCCUCCUCUUCGGCCAGAGCCCCGAUGAGUUCCUGAGAACAGGGAAGAACUUGAGGAUCAGGGCCAAGGUGUGUUUUGCACAAACACAAGAAGGCCUUCAGAAGCUCCUUCCUUGGGCAAGAAUUUACAAAUUUCUCCCCUAUUGUUGCAGCAUCAGCCUGAUAGAUUGUUAUUUGAUUCCGUGUGUAAGACACCUACAGUGUCUACAUCUCUUUGAAGGGAUUUUAUCAAAUAAAUUGUUGAGCUAAUUGUUGCGAGCAGUCGCUAUUGACAAGUGUGAUUUAGCUGGACAGCAAAUACUAUGGCCAAAGCCAGAUUUUUUUUUUUGUUUUUGGCAUUUCACAAAUAAUGCAAUAAUAACAAAGUCCAGGUUAGCUGAGACUGGAGAUGCCUUUCCAUGGUAGAAGAUUCAUUUCUGUUUUGGAUUUUUGUUUCCAUCCUAGAUUUAUUCCCUGAUCUUGAAUGAAAAGAUCAAUGAUAGAUGAACUAAAAUAUUUUUCUUAAGCCUAUUGAGUGAUUUAUUUUUAGAAAACAUGCAAAUGCAUAUCCUUUUCUUUCAGCACAUACAGUGGCAAAACUUUUGUAAUAACUAACUUACCUUUGCAUGUAUGGAGAACUGAAAGACAUUUAUUUCCCGUUUCCCCCUUUCAAACAACAGGUGGCAGAUCGUAAAGCGAAGUUCUUUGUUGUAUCCACAAGCUCCACAUUCUUUAUUGUGUCUAUGUAUCUUGGUUCCCUGCUGUAUUAAACACCAUCUUAAGCACUUGUUUCAACAGGACUCCUUUCUUGGCAUCUUGUCUUGUAUUGAAGAGUGGUGCUUGGCAAAAGGGACGGAUCAGUCUCUAUCGCACCUGAUACCAGCAUUUAUUUACUGUGAUGACGCAUAACUGGAUUUCUCUUUAACAGAUUUCUGCUUGCGCACACUAGAGUGGCAAUGAAAACAUGACAGUUAAGGUAGCAUUCACUGCAUUAAGGAUCUGGUUGAUUGUAAUACUUCCACAGAUUCACAGUAAUACAACACUCCUUGUAAAAGGAGCUGGAAAUGUUUUUCAGGAUUCUUCUAUUCCUGUUGAAAUAAUCACUUUUUUUUUUCCCUUGGUCGAUGUUAAUAACCAAUGGAAGAAUAAUUCUUUUGGUACUGUGUCAUG